Messenger RNA from Abrus precatorius (Indian licorice), 414 nucleotides. RefSeq lists its product as uncharacterized. Lineage: Eukaryota; Viridiplantae; Streptophyta; Magnoliopsida; Fabales; Fabaceae. The record is from RefSeq and is a predicted model, not a curated record. Bases 1 to 414 code for a protein of 137 amino acids. The transcript has a single exon.
AUGGAAGAGAAGUCACAUGGCAUGAAGAGAAGGGUCGCCGCCACCGCGGACAGCAGUGGUGGCGAUCAUAUAGAGUGUUCCGGCAAGCAUUGUGGGUCAUGCACCGGAGGCUUGAUUGCUGAUUGUGUGGCAAUAUGUUGCUGCCCUUGUGUGGUGUUACAUUGCUUUGCCUUAGCAUUUGUGAAGGCACCAUUGGUUGUGGGAAGAAGGUGUUUGGGUUUAGGGAACAAGAAUAAGAAGAUAUGCAAGAAGGGGCACGAAGAUAUCAUAGUGGAAAGGAACAUGGAAACUGUUUCUAGUUCUGUAGGGGAAAUGGAAAGUGUCACUAUCAAUGCUGGCAUUGAAGCUGAGAAGGUUUGGAAGGAGCUUCAACAAAUUGGUCAUUUGGAUUUUGGGAGGGUACAUGAAAAUUAG